CGAAUUGAUUUUGAUUUGAAAUGUCUCAAUAUGGUAAAGCAGAAUACUGGGAAGAAAGAUAUACAAGGUAAGGUCAAUGAAUAUCAAGUUAGGGAUCCUGAGCCAUUUGAUUGGUAUUAAAGAUUUGCAGGUGUAAAAGAUCUAGUAUAAGGGUGUUUUACUCCUGAGAGUAAGCUUGUAAAUGUUGGAGCAGGCAAUUCAAGUAAUGAUAAUAUGGAAUGUAAAAGGAUUGAGUGAAGAGAUGUUUGAUGAAGGUUAUUAGAAUAUUACAAAUAUUGAUAUAUCACAUGUAGUUACAAAGGCAAUGUAGGAGAAGUAUAAAGAUAAGGGUCCAAAUUUCAAAUGUAAGACAGUAAAUUAAAAUAGAUUUACAUAUGGAUGCAAGGGCAAUGGAUUUUGAAGAAGGAGCAUUUGAUGGAGCAAUAGAUAAAGGAACUUUGGAUGCUAUUUUGGUAUAUGUGUUAUAGAUUUGAAGUGUGGAGAGUCAUCUUCUUCUAAUGCUUAGAAGGUGAUUCAAGAGGUUCACAGAGUCUUAGGACCAAAAGGAAUAUUUUUUAUUAUUUCAUAUGGUUUGCCUGAGCAUAGACUUUAAUAUUUGGAGAAACCUGAAUAUGAUUGGUAUAGAAAAUUGAUAUAAUUUAUGCAGGAAUGUCGUAGUUAAAUAAGUUCAUAAACCAACAAUUUCAACAUCGAUUGCCAUAACGAAUGAGGAUAAAGAUGCUCCGAAUGUUCAUUAUAUCUAUAUUUGCACAAAAGUAGAAAUAUUGUAUUAAAGAUUUAGGGUCAAGCUAAAGGAGCUAAAUAGUGAUUAUGAAUAUAUAUAUAUAAUAGGCA
Molecule: messenger RNA, 834 nt
Organism: Paramecium sonneborni
Lineage: Eukaryota; Ciliophora; Oligohymenophorea; Peniculida; Parameciidae
Source: the annotation of a GenBank genome assembly